Messenger RNA from Phasianus colchicus (ring-necked pheasant), 2072 nucleotides. Its product is annotated as alpha-1,2-mannosyltransferase ALG9. Gene Ontology annotation, biological process: protein N-linked glycosylation; rRNA base methylation. Gene Ontology annotation, cellular component: endoplasmic reticulum membrane; cytoplasm. Gene Ontology annotation, molecular function: rRNA (uridine-N3-)-methyltransferase activity; alpha-1,2-mannosyltransferase activity. The record is from RefSeq and is a predicted model, not a curated record. Lineage: Eukaryota; Metazoa; Chordata; Aves; Galliformes; Phasianidae.
CAGGCGGAGCGCGGCCGUGCCCACGUGCCCUCACCCGGCAUGGCGGCCGCGGCUUCGGCUCCGCUCCCGUCGCGUCCGCUGCAGGAAGCGAAAGGGCGGGCGGCUGCCCGGAGUCGGCAUGGCGGCCAAAUGGGCCCGGCAGCGGCCGCGGGCAGGAGGAGGAGGAGGAGGAGGAGGAGGGGGCGGAGGGGAGGCGGCCCGCUCGCGGCCGGAGGCGGCGGGCGCGGAGGAGGCUCGGGCGGAGCCGUCCGGGAGCAAGGCAGGGCAAGUGUGGGCCCCCGAAGGAUCCACGGCCUUCAAGUGUCUCAUCUCGGCCAGGUUCUGCGCUGCGCUUCUCAGCAACAUCUCUGACUGCGAUGAAACCUUCAACUACUGGGAGCCGACACACUACCUCAUUUAUGGGAAGGGGUUUCAGACAUGGGAGUACUCUCCAGCCUAUGCCAUCCGCUCCUAUGCGUACCUGUGGCUUCAUGCCCUACCAGCUUUGUUCCAUGCUAGAGUCCUGCAGACUAACAAGGUUCUUAUCUUCUAUUUCCUACGAUGCUUCCUGGCAUUCCUGAGCUGUGUUUGUGAACUCUACUUUUAUAAGGCUGUGUGCAAGAAGUUUGGACUACAUGUGAGUCGUCUGAUGUUGGCUUUCUUAGUACUCAGCACAGGGAUGUUUUGUUCAUCAGCAGCUUUCCUCCCAAGCAGUUUCUGCAUGUAUACCACGGUUAUUGCCAUGACUGGUUGGUACAUGGACAAGACCUCUGUAGCAGUGCUAGGCAUAGCUGCUGGAGCAAUAGUGGGCUGGCCUUUCAGUGCAGCUCUUGGGCUUCCUAUUGCCUUUGACUUGUUAAUACUGAAGCAGAGGUGGAAAAGCUUCUUAAACUGGUGUGUGGUGUCAUUGAUCCUGUUUCUGGUGCCCCUGGUAGUUGUGGACAGCUAUUACUAUGGGAAGCUGGUAGUUGCACCUCUCAACAUUGUUUUAUACAAUGUCUUCACCUCCCACGGACCUGAUCUCUAUGGUACAGAACCAUGGUCCUUCUAUUUCAUCAAUGGCUUUCUGAAUUUCAAUGUGGCAUUUAUUUUGGCACUGCUUGUGCUACCACUGACUUGUCUCAUGGAGAGUCUGCUUCAGAAAUUUCAUGUUCAGAAUCUGGGCCGUCCCUACUGGCUGACACUAGCUCCUAUGUACAUUUGGAUCAUAAUUUUCUUCAACCAGCCCCACAAAGAAGAGAGGUUUCUCUUUCCCAUUUAUCCUCUCAUAUGUCUCUGCAGUGCUGUGGCUCUGUCUGCUCUUCAGAAGUGUUACCACUUCAUAUUCCAGCGCUAUCGCCUGGAGCACUACACGGUCUCCUCCAACUGGUUGGCACUGAGCACUGUCUUUCUCUUUGGCCUUUUGUCACUGUCACGCUCUGUUGCCUUAUUCAGAGGCUACCAUGGGCCUCUGGAUCUGUACCCAGAAUUUCACAGGAUUGCUACAGACCCAAGUAUUCACACUGUGCCGGAAGGGAGGCCAGUUAACGUCUGUGUGGGGAAGGAAUGGCACAGAUUCCCAAGUAGCUUUCUUCUGCCAGACAAUUGGCAGCUCCAGUUCAUCCUGUCAGAAUUCAGGGGCCAGUUACCCAAACCAUUUGCCAAGGGACCAGUGGCCACGCGGAUCAUUCCCACAGACAUGAACGACCAAAACAAGGAAGAGCCAUCUCGAUAUAUCAACAUUUCCAAAUGCCACUAUCUAGUGGACUUGGAAACAGCAGCUGAAACCCCAAGAGAGCCAAGAUACUCCUCCAACAAAGAGGAGUGGGUAACCAUUGCCUACAAGCCAUUCCUAGAUGCUUCCAGGUCUUCAAAGCUGCUGCGUGCGUUCUACGUCCCUGUCCUCUCAGAAAGGUACACACAGUAUGCAAACUAUACUAUUCUGAAAUCCCGAAGAUCAAAGCAAACCAAGAGAAAAAUGGGAGGCUAGCAACAUGCCUGGGUAACAAAACCAACUGACAAACUGGGACAGCUGUCUAAGCCUUCUUCUGUUUCCUUUCUGAAAGAUUGUGCUUGUAAGAUCCACUAAUAAAGAUUUCCAUGCAUACUCUGCA